Molecule: messenger RNA, 1962 nt
Organism: Trichoderma atroviride IMI 206040
Lineage: Eukaryota; Fungi; Ascomycota; Sordariomycetes; Hypocreales; Hypocreaceae
Biological process (GO): DNA-templated transcription; regulation of DNA-templated transcription
Cellular component (GO): nucleus
Molecular function (GO): DNA-binding transcription factor activity, RNA polymerase II-specific; zinc ion binding; DNA binding
Source: RefSeq, a predicted model, not a curated record
AUGAGUGCGGCGGCGCACAAGAUCCCCAGCGGGCCUACCAUCAAAUCCACGGCUGCUGACGAGGAAGAUGUUAAUCGCGCAGUUGUAGAUGGAGCGCCAUUGAAGGCCACGGCGGCAUCAACGCAGAGGAUAAGCUCGUCUCUUAGAAGGCGCGCUUGCGACGCAUGUCGAGCUCGCAAAGUCAGAUGCGAUACGCAGGAUCCACCCUGCAAUAGAUGCGCCAAGAUGGGGGUAGCAUGCCACUAUUCAGGUCGAGCGAAACAGACAAACUCCAGAAUUGGCAUGUCAAGAUUUCUUGAGACGUUGAAUAACAGACUCAAACAAGCAGAGGCACAGCUAGCUUCUACACAUUUGAUGCAGCAAAAUCAGCCGCAAUAUUCGGUGGCAUGGGGAGAAGCUAACAGCACUGGACUACCAAUAACACCCUCGCCACUUCAUGAAAUCUCACUCCGAGAAGAAGCCCAGUCGCAUUGGAAUUCUAUCCCCGCUCCUACAUAUUCUACAUAUGUCUUUCAGGAAUCAGACGCUACUACACCGGCAUUACCAGCUACUGAGGCUCCGGCAUUCUUACCGACCGACGAUUUUACAUCUUCCAACUUUGCGGAUAUCAUGAUGGCCCAGAACAUACUAGAUAACCAGCCUUUUGGGUUUGAGCCUGCGAUUUUUAAUAUUCCUUCGCCGGCUAAUGAGUCUGGGCCUGGCUUGGAGACAACUUUGCAGAAACUCUACGAACGAUACUUUGAGGUUUUCCAUCCCGUAAUUCCUAUCAUCGACCGAAGUCGCUUUGAGCAUGAAGUAUCGCAGCCAUAUCCCACCAGUGAAUUACAGGCUUUGUCUUAUGCCAUGGGAGCCUUGGCAGCAUUUUCUAUACCAGAGCUGCAAGACCAUGCAAUCUUUUAUCAUGAACAAGCCCGCAAUCUUAUUGAUCUUUGCGAGAGACAAGAGAGCGGCGUUUCAUUAGAGAAUAUUAAUAUCCUAGAAGCUUAUGUGAUAUUAACACUCUAUGAACUGAAUCAGCCAAAUUUUGCUCGCGCCUAUCUGACACUAGGCCGUGCAAUUAAGCUGGUUCAAAUUUUGGGUUUAGACAAUGUGAAAAGCAAACCCGGAUAUGCUCGAUGGGGCCUAAGCAAACAGCCCAAUCAUUCCAUCAGUCCGGCAGAGCAAGAAGAGAGGCGACGAGUUUUCUGGAGUCUCUUUAUUUUUGACUCGUUUGCCAGUAUCAGGUCAAACAUUAGCCCAACUUUUACUGGAGUCAUCAAUGUUUCACUUCCCAGCUCCAGCGAGUAUCCAGACUUCUUAGAUGAAAAGAUGCCGAGGCUGGAUCAAGUGUUUGACCUGACAGAGGUUUCAUUGUCGUCAUUCGCUGCCAAUACGUUGAUGAUUUCUCUUUACCAGCGCUACUUUAGACACGUUGAGUCCUCUUAUAAUGAGAAGUCGCAGGGAUUUUGGGAGACACACUAUGCUAUUGACAAAGCCAUCGAGCAUUGCCGGACAACUCUGUUAGUGCCGCACAUGAAUGGCAGCUGUGGCUAUGAUCCACUUGCCAUAGGGUUGCGAAUGAACCUGAACGCUAUAAGACUCAAUCUUCACGAGACAGCGCUUUUUAGAGUCCAGAAAGAUCAGCUGCCGGAGAAUCUUGCCAUGGACGCAAACUUUAAAUGCGCAUUUGCUGUUACCGAUAUUGUUAAAACCGUUCAAGUGGGCAUGCAGCUGACGGGCAGUAGAGCGGCUACUUUUCGACAGUUGAGUCGAUUCUUUGUCUGGCCUAUUACCACUGCCAUCCAAGUAUGCUUCCGAAUGCUUUACAGUGGAACAGGCGACUUCGCGUCCUAUAUCAGCUUUCUGCGGAUUUUGUCCCACGCAAUGAAGGAAAUCAUCAACCCGGAUCAAAUCCCCCCCGGGCUGUUCGAGACCGCAGAAGCCGAGAUUGCUGAUGCGACACGAAGGAUACGGAAGAAAUGA